AUGGCGGGCAAUCCCUCCACCAGCACGUCCUCUUCCAGGAAAGAGGAAAGCAUUUUGGAAACCAAGGUUAUCUUAAAUGACAGACCUCAGGUCGAGUAUCAGGAGGGCCGCUAUCCCCAAACCAUGCCGUUCAUCUGCCACUAUUCUUUGGACGCCGACUAUUUUGUCUCCUUCUCCUGGGUGCAGUUGGGCAAGAAGGAAGAGCGGACAGUGCUGUGGGUGUAUCCGAAAACGGGCCAGGAAGUUUUGCAGAAGAAGGAGCUGCCCAAGCAGGAGCGCCUGCCGCCCGUCCAGGCCCUGGUGUACGCGCACAUCCACCGGGUGCUGGUCAUGUACUGCGGUGACGUGGUCCUGCGGGUCCUCGGGGACCACAACAGUAACUUCAAGAUGCGCUGCGUGGUCCCGUGCCGCUUCUCCGUCAGCUGCCUGACCUACGCGCCCAAGACGGACGUCCUGCUGUCGGGCAUAGCGGGGGCCGUGGUCCUGUGGUCGAUCGAGCCGGGGGGGAAGGGUCUGCAGAUCCUGCAGAUCACGACCAUGUCCGGCAACGAGCUGGUGCAGGGGAUCAGCCUGGACGGGCCGCAGAACUCCCUGCUGCUCCUGUGCGAGAGCUUCUUGCGCGUCGUGGCGUGGCGGGGCCACAGGAAGCUGGAGGAGCUGCAGUCCUUCUCGUCCCCCCGGAGCGGGGACUCCUUGACCUGCUGCUGCACCUGCUCCUCCGAGGGCUACCUGUUCGGGGGCAACCAGGCGGGCCAGAUCCAGAUCUGGAACCUGGAGCAGCACGCCAACCGCAAGUCCUUCAUCAGCUUCCAGGCGCACGCGGGGCGCGUGGUGCUGGUCCACAACCACGACAGGAUGCACACCCUGCUGACGGCGGGGGGCGACGGCCUGCUGAAGGAGUGGCACCUGACGUCGGGCAGGCUGCUGCGCGAGCUGCACGUGUGCCCGGACCACCUGCUGCGGAUGCAGUUCAUCAGGGACGACACCUUCUUCUGCCACACCCAGCACAGCUUCUUCCUGUACCACACGGCCCAGUUCUACCAGCUCUUCAACAACUGCGGGGCCAGCCCCCAUCAGCUGAAGCGCAUCCACUGCGAGGGGAACCAGACGCUGAUCUUCUGCCACACCGCCGACGGCCUCUUUCGCUUCCUGUGCCCGCUGACCGGCAAUCUCCUGUUCCUCACGUGGCCCUUCAUGGCCCUGGACCGGGCCGUGGCCUCGGCCUACGACCGCGAGCACCGGGAGCUCGUCGUGGCCAUGGGGGACGCCACCGUGAUGAUCCUGGACACCACCAAGUGCCCGUGCAUGCCCAAGUACAUCCUGCAGGUCUGCGCGAAGGCCAACGACCAGAUACAGUGCAUGGCCUACGGGGAGCCCCACCUGGGCCGCGGCAUCAACAGCCUGAUAUACUGCGGCCACAAGAGCGGCCUCGUGAGCGUGCUGUCCCAGCACAGCUACGCCCGGGUGGAGAAAAGCAUCCACGACGGCCCGGUGCUGAUCAUCUGCACGUUGACCGGCUCCCCCAUCACCUCCAAGGAGAUGGAGCAGACCUUGGUCUGUUCCUACGGCGUGGACCAGUACGUGCACCUGUCCGAGGUCAUCUUUAAGGACGGCAAGGUGAGCCUCUCCGCCUUCACCAGCAUCCUGAGCAGCUGCAUCCUCCACCACCUGAUCCUGUUGCCCAAGGCCGUGGGGGCCAUCACCUCCGAGAGCCGGCUGCGGCUCUGGAACUACGGCGAAUUCCUGGUGAAUCCCCAAACGAAGCAGAAGUCGAAUUUCCAGGAGACCCUGCCCCUGCACAAGGUGCCCAUCGUCUCCUUCGACGUCUGCCUGACCCUGGAGAUCUUCGCCACCUCGGCCUCCGACGGCACCGUGGGCGUCUGGGACAUGAAAGGCAACCCCGUGGUCAUCUUUAACUGCAGCGUGCAGUUCGGCCCCAUUUGCUUCGCCAACGAACGGGGAGACCUGCUCCUGACUUUUAACAAUUGCAUCUACCUGAUAUCCUGCCUGCACCUGCUCCCCCCUUCCCUGCUCCCCCACUUACUCAGCAUCAACCUCGAGGAUGAGGUGAAGCAGGCGCCCAUCCCGUUCCUGCCCAGCUUCUUCUUGUCCUUCAGGAUCAUCUUCCUGCCGCGCUACGUCUCCAUGGGCGAAGGGGUGCAGAAGUUCCAGGGGCUGGACGCCCUGCCCAACGUGCGGACCAUCGCCUUUGACCACCUGGUUCCCCACGUGGUGGAAGAGAUCGACGGCUUAUUAUCCCUGAAGGGCAAGAUCCCCAAGGAGAAGGAAACGACUUUCUCACUGGCCAAGACCCAGGAUAUCCAGAAGCGGCCCCCGACCAGCAUGACCCAAGAUGAGUUGGCGCUGUGGGAGGGCUUGUGCCCCGUGAAGCUGCUGCAGCGUUACUUUGGCCAAGGACGGAAGUGGGUGAUCGCCCCCGACGGCUACAUCCCCAACUCGGUGGUCAGGGCCCGCAUGUGGCCCGAGGGCACCCCGGUCUUCCUUCACUGCGGGCUGGGGGAACCCCGGCGGGACCUGGCCUACCACGGGGCCAAGUUCAGGUUCUUCGCCGCGGAACACGUAGCCGAGGGGGGGGAAGAGCGGAAGCUCGGGAUCAGCCCCAAACGGCCCGCCCAGCGCUCGGAAGUCGACGACAUCUUGAACCUCAGGGGCAAACCCGAGGAGAUGAGUGAAGUGGCGGUCACUAAAACCGUCUCCACCCUGCUGGACGUGAUGUCCCAGUCCGUCCCCGUGAAAUACAAGAAGUGCAUCGACCUUCUGUCGAAGGUCUUCGCCGUCUACAACGUGGCGCCGGGGCUGCGCUCCGAAACCGCGCAGCAGCUGCUGGACGACACCUCCCACACCAACGCCGAAAUCCGCAAGGACGCCUGGGAGGGCUUGGAGCGGCUCGGCCUGAUCAGUCACCUCUUCGCCAUCCCCCUGGUGCAAGGGCUGCUGGACAGGGAUGAGAGCGUGCGGAAGAAGGCCUGGGAGCUCAUCGGGUCUCUGACGGGCAUCCGGGACAAGGCCGGCUUGCUGGAACUGCUCCAGGACCGGGAGACCUUCCAAGCGCUGCAGCAGGAGAAGAUCGGGAACCAGUCCUUGGACCAGCUGCUGGGGAUUCGACUCCAGGACCUUUACUCCCUCAGAGACAUGGUGGAGCACCAGCUCAGCGACAGCCUCACCCCAGUCGACUCUAAACCCAAAGUCUCCUUGCCUCCAAGCCUGCCGGUGCUCACUCAGCAUCCAGCCUUCAUUAGCCCCAAGGGCAUUGAUGCAACUGAAAUUUCCCCAAGCGAAGAAAAGAAGCAGGAGCAUCUCCUCAGAAGGGCAGGGAAGAUCACAGCCAAGUCUCUGGAUAUCUUCAAGAAGUCCAGAGAGAAAACCCAAGAAGAGAGGAAACCCAGCAGACCUGUUAGCUUUGCAAAGCUUGAGACGUUAGAGGAGGAGGCUGUGAGCAGACGCGAUAGCCGCCUCCCGUCGGUCUCACUGUCCGCCACUGAACUUCCUCCGAGCAGGUCCGGGAGAGAGUCCCAGAUUGAGGGUUGGGAUAUACAGAAGCCGAUACCACUGGAUGUUCAGAGCCAAGAAACCCCGAGUGAUCGUGGUGAUAUGAAGCCAGUUCAGAUCAAAAAGGCCAAGCCUAAAAGGAAGGGUAAAGUUAGGAAGAAGGUGGAGGCGGAAGGAGAGAAGGAAAAAGACGAGGAAAGGAGGAAAGAAUUGGAGAAGGCCCUGGAAAAGAGUCUCGAGAUGAUUGAGGAGAAGCCUGCCUGGUACUCUGAAGAGGACAAACUUAGGGAGAUGAUCAAAAAGAUGUCUACCUUCCCCGAAGAGGACAAAGAAAAAACCUGGAGAGAUAACCUCCUCCAGCUAGUUAACUUGAGAGAUUCAACCUCCCGAAAAGGGGAACUGGGUCAAGACAUAAUGGGUGUGGCUCAGGAGAAGCUCGAUAAGAAGUCUGCCAGCUGGGACCUCCUCCAGAGCAUGUUCCAAGGAGGAAGAGAAGAAAAGGAGAAGGAAGUGGAGGAGGAGGAGGCUGUGGUCUUGGAGGAAAAGAAAGAGCUAAAGCCUAAGGUAGAGGAAUUGGAUAUUCUGAAGCCCAGGAAAAGGAAAGUGUUUUUCUCAGAAACUGAGACCUUUGAGGGCCCUACCUAUCAAGAGUCUAAACUCAGGAGAAAAGAAUGGAAAAUGUUACAGAGGGAGAAGAAACUGGCCAAGAAGGAGAAGAAACUGGCUAAGGAGGAAGGUAAGCUGAGCAAGACCAAGGAAGAGCUGGCCAGGAGAGAGGAAAAGCUGGCUAAGAAAGAGAGUAUGCUGGCCCAGUUAAAGAAGGCACUAGCCAAGGAAGAGAAAAUAAAGCAAAAGGUCAAGAAGGAGGAAUACAAGGGGACUGUCCACGAUAAAGCCAACCUGUUGCUGACCAUGUUCAAGGACGCGUCCAGGGAUGUCAUGAGGCGGGCCAGGCAGGAAAGAGUGAAGUCCAGGACUCGGAAGAGUCUCACCAAGGAUGUGAGAAAGGAGAAACCUUUGCCAGACCAAAUCUCCAAGGAGGACUACGAGAAGAAGAAACUGAUUAGGGAGAGGAGGGCAGCUGAAAAGGAGAAGAUAGAGAAGCUGGAGAAGAUGCUAAAGGAAAAAUAUAAGAGAAAAGAGGCUCGUGAAGAAGCCGAACGUUUUCUGGGUAAGAGUGAAAUGCUGCCUGAGGAGGGGCCCACCGAGAAGCAACGGCUUGAGAGAAGGCCAUCCAAGAAGUGGAGGCCGUCUGAGAAGGAGUUGUCCUCCGAGGAGCCCACCGAGAGGCCGCCCCGUGAAAGGAGGCCGUCCAAGAAGCGGAGGGCAUCUGAGAAGCCGCCAUCUGAAGAGCCCACUGAGAGGCCGCCCUGGGAAAGGAGGCCGUCUGAGAAGCGGCGGCCAUCCGAGAAGCCACCAUUUGAAGAGGAGCCAUCCGAGAAGGGGCUACCUGAGACGGGGAGGUCCAAGAAACCGAGGCCUGAAAGGGACACAAUUGAGAAGCGGCUGGCUGAGGAGGGGCCCUCCGUGGAGGGGCCACCCAAAAAGCGGCCAACUGAGGAAGUGCCAACUAAGGAGAAGCAACCACCAGAGAGGGAGCUAUUAGAGGAGCCUUUUCAAGAGGGACCACCUGAGAAAGGGCCUUCUGAAGGUUGGCUGCCUGAGAGGGGGCCAUCAGAGACUUCCAAGGAAGGACCAUUGGAAGAGGGGCCGUAUGAAGAAGGCUGGCUCCGGGAGGGGCUGCCUGAGGAGGGGCCACUUGAGGAGGGGCCUUCUGAGCAAGAACCUUCUGAGAAGGAGCCAUCUGAAGAGAGGCCCUUCGAGAAGCAGUGGCCUGAGAGGGGGCCAUCUGAAGGGGGGCAGCCCGAGGAGAUGCCUCCUGAGGCAGGGCCAUAUGAAGAAGGCUUGUCUGAGGAGGGACCACUUCAGAGGAGACCCUCUAAAAAGCAGUUGCCUGAGAGGGGACCAUCUGAAGAAGGACCAUAUGAAGAGGGGCAGCCUGAGGAGGGGCUGCCUGAGAGAGCCCCCCCCCAAAAAAGACUGCCUGAGAAGCAGUUAACUGAGAGGGUACCAUCUGAAGAAGAACCAUUUGAGGAGGAGCAACCUGAGGAGGGGAGGCCUGAGAAAGCCCCCCGAAAAAAGAGACUGCCUGAGAAGGCGCCCUCCAAAAAGCGGCUCCCGGAGAGGGGACCAUCUGAGGAGCCGGCUGAAGGGUGGCCAUCCGAGGAAGAAUCAUCUGAGGAGGGGCGGCCUGAGAAAACCCGCCGAAAAAAGAGACUGCCUGAGAGGGAGCCCUCCAAAAAGCACGUCCCUGAAAGGGAACCCUCUAAAAUGCGGCUCCCUAAGAGGGAACUCUCCAAAAAGCAGUUAAGAGAGAGGGGACCAUUCAAGGAAGAACUAUCUGAGGAAGAACCAUCCGAGGAGGAGCAGCCUGAGGAGGGGCGGCGUAAGAGAGCCCCCCGAAAAAGGAGACUGCCUGAGAGGGAGCCCUCCAAAAAGCGGUUACCUGAGAGGGAGCCCUCCAAAAAGUGGUUACCUGAGAGGGGAGUGUCAGAGGAAGAACCAUCCGAGGAGCAGCAGCCUGAAGAGGGGCUGCCUGAGAGAGCCCCCCGAAAAAAGAGAUUGGCUGAGAGGGAGCCCUCCAAAAAGCAGUUACCUGAGAGGGAGCCCUCCAAAAAAUGGUUAACUGAGAGGGAACGGUCCGAGGAAGAACCAUCUGAGGAGGAACAGCCUGAGGAGGGGAGGCCUAAGAGAGCCCCUCGAAAAAAGAGACUGCCUGAGAGGGAGCCCUCCAAAAAGCGGUUACCUCAUAGGGAGCGCUCCAAAAAGUAUUCCGAGGAAGAACCAUCCGAGGAGGAGCAGCCUGAAGAGGGGCAGCCUAAGAGAGCUCCCCGAAAAAAGAGACUGCCUGAGAGGGAGCCCUCCAAAAAGUGGCUGCCUGAGAGAGAGCCCUCUAAAAUGCGGCUGCCUGAGAGGGAACCUUCCAAAAAGCGGUUACCUCAAAGGGAGCCCACCAAAAAGUGGUUAACUGAGAGGGAACAGUCCGAGGAAGAACCAUCUGAGGAGGAGCAGCCUGAGGAGGGAAGAGGUUACCUCAAAGGGAGCCCACCAAAAAGUGGUUAA
This is a messenger RNA of Sarcophilus harrisii (Tasmanian devil), 6633 nucleotides long. It is a transcript of the gene WDR87, whose product is annotated as WD repeat domain 87. The record is from RefSeq and is a predicted model, not a curated record. The transcript has 6 exons. Bases 1 to 6633 code for a protein of 2210 amino acids. Gene Ontology annotation, molecular function: protein binding. Lineage: Eukaryota; Metazoa; Chordata; Mammalia; Dasyuromorphia; Dasyuridae.